AUGCCACCCAGGACUCGAUCAGAGAGUCUUAAUACUCCGUCGGCAUCUCAAGUAGCUGCUAUAUGGGUUGAGGAUGAUGAAAAUGUAAAUAUUCGCGUUCGUGAUAUUACUAUAUAUGGUCAUUUUGGUGAUUUGCAUAGGGCUCAUUAUUAUUAUGGUUGUUAUGAUCCUCUACAAUAUCAUUUGCUCUUUCCAUUUGGUGAAUGUGGUUGGCAUGAAGGCAUUCUAAGAUACGAACAAAUAUCUUCUCAAGUUGCACAAUUUGUGGACAAUGUUGCUGAUCCUAAUGUAAUAAAUUCUGCGGCUCAAAUUAUUGAAAAAGAGGCUGCAUUGCUGAAGGAUACAAAGAAGAAACGGUCUCAGGUAUCAUGUCGUGAAUACUAUUCGUAUAAGGUACAAAUUAGGCCUUCUGAUAAGUUUGUGUUGUUUCACUCUGAUAGACUUUUUCAACAAUAUGUUGUGAAUAUAGGUCCAACAUCGUUUGAUGAUUUAAGGACUUUCAAUGGGGUAAAUGUUGGUAUAUUUCGUGAAGCUGCACUUCUCUAUGGUUUAUUAAAUGAAGAUACUCAUUGUAAAGAAUGUUUAUCUGAAACUAUUAUUUACGAAAUGCCUUAUUCUUUAAGACGUCUUUUUGCUACGCUUCUUACAAUGUGUAAUCCAAAUAAUCCUAAGUUACUAUGGGAUAAAUUUAAGCAUUAUAUGACAGAUGAUUAUGUAAAUGAAAAUAUGCCCGCUAAAGUUCUCGAAGUACGAGCUUUAGAGGAUAUAAGUUCUAUUUUAGAAUCACUUGGUAAAAAUAUAAAUGAUUAUGGAAUUGCGUCAUUUAACGUCAAUAUAGACGACGAUGAAAGAUUGAUGAGAAUGGUUGCAGAGGAAACAACGAAAUUGGAUAUUGAAAGAAACUUUAGUUGUGCAGCGACGUUAAAUAAAAAACAACAAUUUGCAUUUAAUACAAUUAUGGAAAAAGUACAUGAUGAAUCAAGUGAAUUUUUUUUUAUCGAUGGUCUGGAUGGUACAGGAAAGACUUUUUUAUAUAGAGCACUCUUGGUUGGUGUCAGAUGUCAACAUUUCAUAGCUUUAGCAACUGCAUCGUCCAAAGUGGCUGCAUCUUUAUUGCCCGGAGGUCGAACUGCUCAUUCAAGAUUUAAAAUCCCUCUAGAAACGGUAGGUGAAGUCAACUGCUAUAUUAGCGAGCAAUCGGCAUUAGGAACUUUAUUGAAAAUGUGUAGGCUAAUAAUUUGGGAUGAGGCACCUAUGGUAAAUCGUUGUGCUGUAGAAUCUGUAGACAAAAUGUUUAGAGACAUCACUGAUUGUAACUUGCCUUUUGGCGGAAAAGUAAUAGUUUUAGGAGGAGAUUUUAGACAGAUUUUACCAGUUGUACCUAAAGGAAACAAAGAAGACAUAAUAAAGGCUAGCAUGAUUUACUCGUAUUUGUGGCCUUCUUUUGUACAUUUAGCACUGGUUGAAAAUAUAAGAGCGAAGUCCGAUCCCAUUUUUUGUGAGUACUUACUUCGAAUUGGAGGUGGAACAGAACAAGAACAUACUUGCAACUGUAUUAAGCUACCAAAUAGUAUAGUUCUACCAUUCGAAGAUGAUAUUACGUCUUUAAAAAAAUUGAUACAAUGUGUGUUUUCCAAUAUAGACACAUAUGCCGAUCAUUUAUAUACGAUGGUCAAUCGUGUUAUUCUUACGCCUACAAAUGAAUGUGUUGACUACAUUAAUGGACUUUUGUUUGAACAAAUUCCUGGUCAAAGUUUCAUGUAUUAUAGUUUUGAUGAAGCAAUUGAGAAAUUAGAACAAAGCAUAUAG
Messenger RNA from Olea europaea var. sylvestris, 1809 nucleotides. RefSeq lists its product as uncharacterized. The transcript is spliced from 3 exons. Gene Ontology annotation, biological process: DNA repair; telomere maintenance. The record is from RefSeq and is a predicted model, not a curated record. Bases 1 to 1809 code for a protein of 602 amino acids. NCBI's taxonomy places the organism in Eukaryota, Viridiplantae, Streptophyta, Magnoliopsida, Lamiales, Oleaceae. Gene Ontology annotation, molecular function: DNA helicase activity.